Aspergillus fischeri NRRL 181 is the source of this 1137-nucleotide messenger RNA. Its product is annotated as putative SNARE protein (Ufe1). The record is from RefSeq and is a predicted model, not a curated record. The transcript has 3 exons. NCBI's taxonomy places the organism in Eukaryota, Fungi, Ascomycota, Eurotiomycetes, Eurotiales, Aspergillaceae. Gene Ontology annotation, biological process: retrograde vesicle-mediated transport, Golgi to endoplasmic reticulum. Gene Ontology annotation, cellular component: endoplasmic reticulum; SNARE complex. Bases 1 to 1137 code for a protein of 378 amino acids.
AUGACCGACAUUACCUCAGACAUCAACCAAGUCCUCAAGGACAAAAAUGCAAGCACCACAAUCCCUAAGGGGGAGCCUCGCCCUCCGUCCACCGCAACAGCCGACGAGUUCCUCAAAGAAGCAUACCGAAUAAACUCGCACAUCCACUCUCUCCUCCUCUACCUCCAAUCCAUACGCCACUCCUACCUCUCCACAACCCCAACCGUCCAUCCCCGCACCACCUCCCUCCGCACCAGCCCAACCACCUCCACCCCGGCCAGCAUCAGCACCAGCACCAGCACCCCCCAGAGCAAACCCCUCACCGACAGCGAACGCGACUCCAUCGACUCCUCCACCGCCCUCCUCCUCCGCGACCUCUCCACCUCAAUCGCCAACCUCUCCACCGCCGAAUCCCUCCGCCAGGAAACCGAAUCCGGCCUCCUCCGCAAGAAACACCGCGCCCCGUCUGCCCUCCUCCGCUGGGCCGCCGGCGCCUCCGCCCUCGCAAACACCCCCACCGAGAACAAAUCCCCCGAGCAGAUCCAUGAUGAAGAGCGCGCCCGCACCCUCCGCACCGUCCGCGAGAGCAUCCUCUGGUUCCUGCGGCGGGGGCUCGAGCGCGCGGCCGAGGCCCAGCGCGAUAUGGUCGAGAAGCGUAUCGAACGCGUCCGCGAGAAGGAGAAGAGCGUGUUGUAUAAAAGCGAGGCGGGCGGGGCUAGGCCUGUCCCUGCCUCUGUUCCUGUAUCUGUGUCUGGUCCCGGCCCGGCUACCGCGGACCCGCACUUGCGCGGGUCGACGCUGAGCGAGACCGAGACGGCGGCCAUCGAGGCGGAGCUGUCCCCCGAGCAAUUGCAGUUGUUUGCGGAGGAGAAUGACCUCAUGCUGAGGCAGUAUGAGGAUGCGUUGAGUAAAGUGCAGAAUGCCGAGAAAUCGCUCCUGGAGAUCUCCUCCCUCCAGCAGACGCUUGUGUCGCAUCUGUCGACGCAGGAGGAGUAUAUCGAGCAGCUGGUCAUGGAUGCGUCUUCGACGACGACGAACAUCGGGCAGGGGAAUAAGGAGCUGAAGCGCGCGACGCAGCGGCGGAGUACGGCGCAGGCGGUGUUUUGGGGGACGGUGGGACUGUGUACCUGGCUUGUAGUGUGGGAUUUGAUUUUUUAA